Molecule: messenger RNA, 1161 nt
Organism: Penicillium arizonense
Lineage: Eukaryota; Fungi; Ascomycota; Eurotiomycetes; Eurotiales; Aspergillaceae
Product: serine hydrolase domain-containing protein
Exons: 6
Coding region: 1-1161 (386 amino acids)
Source: RefSeq, a predicted model, not a curated record
AUGGAAGCUAUAGACCAAGUCGUUGAAUCCUUCCUUCGUCAGGAUGGACCCCCCCUACCUCGCGUCACUCUUGGUGCCGUGAAUCGAGAUGGAACUCUACACUACGCCAAGUGUUUCAGUGGUGACUCGGAAGAAUCUUCCAGAGCUGAUGACGUGCAUUGGAUUGCAUCUGCAACCAAAUUCAUCACAAGCAUCGCUGUCAUGCAGUGCGUUGAAAGUGGCCUGCUGGACUUGGACGCAGACAUAUCCUGCAUUUUGCCUGAGUGGAAGCAUCCCAAAAUCUUGAUUGGGUUUAAUGAGAAGGAUGAGCCCCAAUUCCGACCCGCAAAACGGCCACUCACUCUCCGACUUCUCCUGACGCAUUCAGGUGGACUAGCCUACACCUUCAUGCAUCCGCUGGCGGUUCGCUACCAGGAACUUCAAGGCGAGCGACCUCUAUUGCUGCAGACAAUUAGGGAAUCAUUCCCCACGUUUCUGGUAUUUGAGCCUGGAGAACAAUGGCUAUAUGGUCCUGGACUCGAGUGGGCUGGACUGAUGGUCGAGUAUGUCACCGGAAUGAAACUAGGCGAAUAUAUGAAGAAGAAUAUGUUUGAUCCUGUCGGAGCUAGCGACAUCACCUUCCAUCUCAACGAGAGAUCAGACCUUCAGUCGCGAAAAGUGAAGUUGUGGGAACGGGAUAACGACGGACUGAAAGAGGUCACCGACUUUUGGUGGCCUGAGCCGGUCGUCGAUGACAUUGGAGGGGGAGGUAUUUACGCAAAUGUUUUUGAGCUACUCAAGAUCUACCUAGGUGUUAUGCAAGGCAAGUUGCUGCGACCAGAGACUCUGGAACUGAUGUUCAAGCCGCACCUUGAGAGCCGCAAGAACUUGGAUAAUCCAGAGGAGCACUGUCUGGCGAAUCGCAAUGCCAUUUACAACGCCGUCCCCAACUACGUCCCUGUCGACUAUGGGCUUAGUGGUUUGGUCAACACUGUUGAAGUUCCCGAUUGCCGCAGUAAAUAUUCGCUGUCGUGGUCUGGGUUGCCGAAUUGCUACUGGUGGGUCGACAUCAAAAAAGGCGUCGCUGGUGUGUACUUGUCCCAGCUUCUCCCAACGGGUGAUCAAAGGGCUGUCGAACUUCUGGCCGAAUUUGAGAAGGCCGUUUACGCUGCCUUCGAAUGA